UUGUGCAGAUACCACGAGUAUGGAAAGGUAAAACGUUAUAAAGUUUCUGGUGCGAACGAGCUUUCGGGUCAUCGUAUCAUAUUUUUUGCUCUCGUCGAUGUUAGAGUGCUGGAAUGGGAUCCACCUUUGCAACCGAAUGGCGACAUCUCACACUAUGUGGUCAGCUGGAGAGCGAUGGACGAUUUGCAUAUGAAUCAGAACAUGGGUGCUGCUGUUUGUUACGAUGAUCUUGCCAGAAGCUUGGACAUCUCACUUGGAGCCGCCGAUGGUCUACUGGAGCCAUCGUCUACGCCUGCUCCAAAGGUGUCUUCAAUGCUGAUGGGGACAGCGAGUGCGGGAAAAGGUGAUACGUGCCCGAGGAAUGAAGGAUGUUGCAAAUGUCCACCGAAGGCACUAUCUACCGAUGCAGACGAGAAUAUCGAGUCGCAGACCGAGUUCGAGAACGCUGUACAUAAUGUGGUUUUUGUGCAAAAGUCAUCCGCAUCUUUGUUUCCGUUAGUCGGUGUACGCGCGCGGACAUUAGUGACGUUUCCUCUCGCUCCUGUUGGUGAUAGUGACAAAAGCGAUGAUAUCAAUGUCCUAAGGAUGCACAGGAUCUACCGGAUGUGUAGGCAACAGCAUGGCCUAUCGUCUUUUAUUGAUGAAACAAUGCCUUCCGUUAGUCAAGCGUGA
This is a messenger RNA of Cylicostephanus goldi, 672 nucleotides long. The record is from the annotation of a GenBank genome assembly. NCBI's taxonomy places the organism in Eukaryota, Metazoa, Nematoda, Chromadorea, Rhabditida, Strongylidae.